This is a messenger RNA of Ceraceosorus guamensis, 3562 nucleotides long. RefSeq lists its product as hypothetical. The record is from RefSeq and is a predicted model, not a curated record. Bases 215 to 3235 code for a protein of 1006 amino acids. The transcript has 6 exons. NCBI's taxonomy places the organism in Eukaryota, Fungi, Basidiomycota, Exobasidiomycetes, Ceraceosorales, Ceraceosoraceae.
AUACCGCGCUCGCCUAGACCGCAAGACGUUCCUUGAUUGCACUUGUUCGACUCAGCCUCACGCCACAAUCGCGAUCGCACGACUCACCACUUCUUUCCUGUAUAGCGGCUGGCAACUCGAGGUUCUGUCGAGUGUUUCAGAGAGCAACGCGCGCUUCAGCCACGCGGAAGCUGAGCUUCCGUUCAGCCACGGAAGCUGCGAUAGGAGCGCGUCGAUGGCCGCGAUGACCACCUCGACAAGUCAAUCUCACCCGCCCACGCACGAAGCACAAUUCCGCCAACCUAGCAGCAAGCCGACAACCUUUUCGCACCUGCCGCCCGAGCUUCUGCAUCACAUCGUCUCUUUGAUCUACCUCGACUCCAUCCCUCGCGCCGUGUUCCGUUGCUUGGACCCUCAUGGUCUGCCAUCAGCUUACGAAGAUGGACGACUCAUCUCCCGUACGAGCAGGCAAGCCACAUCGGAUCUGCUCAGCAUUUCGAGGACCAACAAGGCAUUGCAUGCCGCUGCUAGACCCCUGCUUUUUCGAAGGUUGCAAAUCACAUUGCCAUUUAGCUUCUUGUUGCUGUUGAGGACUCUGGGAGCUGCGCACCUAGCAGAGGCGUACGAGGAACACGAAAGACUUCGGAAACCAACAACGUCGGACGAUAGCACGGAUGAAGGGGCUUUCUUCACUAGCGAUGCUGCGAGCACCAGUUCGGAGGAGGAGGAAAGCUCGAGGGGGGAAGAAGACCAAGGCAUACCUGCCCAUCGCGCGCAUCGAACACCAAGUCGGAGCCCUGUGAGGGAGCACGGAAGGAGCUCCACACAAAGUCCGCCUCGGAGCAGAAGUAGAAGUCAUCAGGCACUGUCUGAUGCCGGGGCUGGAGGCAGCGCUGAUUUGGAAAGAUCGGAUGUGCGGACAGGACCAAAGAAGCAAUUGGGCUUCAGCGCUAUGGUUGCUGCGGCUGGCUUUGCGAGGGUCACGGGUAGCAAGCUGGUCAUUCAGAAAGAUCGCAGAGAUCGAUUGCUCAGAUCUCAGCAAUCAGGAACAGCACCAAGUGGUGCUACUGCUACUGAGAGUGCAGCAGAUGAGAGGAGCGGAGCUGAAAUGCAGCUGGUGUGGAUCGAGCAAACUGCGGGUCUCUUCUCCUUGUCUCUUAGUCGCGCGCCUCGCGGUGCCAAUCACUAUCCCAGGGUGCUCGACUUCUCCACCUUUACAACGCAAGGCAUGCGAAGAUCUUUGGGUCAGGGCGAGACGCGCUUCAUCACGCCAGCUCGAUUGCUCGCUCUCAUCACGGCAGCAGACGCAUUAGUCAGCGUAGGCUUUUGUGAGAGCAUGGACAGCGCUAUCGACGUUGCUGUCCUCGAGGCUUUGCUCUUUAGGGACGGCAAGCUUACCCCACCAUCGCGGAUACGAGGCAUUUCCAUGGAAAGAGCACGGAGGGAAGGAAGCGAGCGCCGAAGAUUGCAGGCUAUGGAUCUGUCAGGUUGUAUCAGCAAUGCCUUCAAAGCCGGCCUGCAGACAUUUGUGGACCGUCAUCUCAACAAGUCCAGUGGAAGACCCACAUCGACAUUGUUCGAGGAGUCCGAAACAUCCACCGCCGACGAUGACGAUUCCCAGGUAGAGGAAGAAGAAGAUCGCAGAGGGCGAAGUCGAAGCACGCAUCGCACGGGCACCUCGGAGUGGUCUUCUGCGAGAUCGAGCUCGGUACGAACAGCUCGAUCUAGUCAACAAGUGCAGCGAAGCCUUUCGAGGUACAGUCGUGCCGAUGAUGACGAGGCUCCCUCCACACAUCCAGCCCGAGCCACGCGCUUCCCGUCUCUUAGACGUCUGAGCCUCAGCUACGUCACUUUUCCGGAAAGCUUGCUGCAGCCCUUCAUUCUUUCCUUUCCUCGCCUAAUCCAUCUGGACCUGACAGGCACCAAGAUAGGUCCGCAGACGCUAUUUUCGCUUGGAGCUCAGCCUGGCCUGCAUCUGCAUAGUCUCAGUUUGGCUAAAUGCCCGCAUAUGUCGAGCGAGUCAAUAAGGUGGCUGCUCGUCGACAGCCCCGUCUGUCACAGCUUGACGGAACUCUCCUUGGCAGGCACGCUUUUGCAGCCCACGCCGAUCGAUGCGCUCGAUAUGAAGGCCAUCUUGACGGAAGCUCCCUGCAUGCUGCAUGGUGCUAUGCGAUAUCUCGAUUUGGCAAGCUGUCCGGUGGCAGAAGUCCUUGGAGAGAUACACGUCCAGCCUUGCUUACUCGACCUGGGACUCGGAGCACUACCUCGGCUCAGUCUGUCGAAGAUUUCGGAAUUCUUGAUCGCCAAGGCUCCCAAUGUGCAAGUGCUCAGCAUUCCCGAAACGAGCAGUGCUCUAGGCUCGGGCGCCUUGUCACCAAUGGACAUUGUGGAGAGCUUGUUGCGUCCUUGCGCUGUCCCUCCGCCACUGACGCUCAGCCAACAAUUGGCUCAAAUGGGUCUACCACAGCUGCUCGGUGCCCAGCCCAACGCAGCGCCUGUUCAGAGGGCAAAAACGAACCUUCGUGUGGUGGAACUCGCUUCGGGACCUUUGCGAGGCUUUGGCAGGUAUCAUGGAUGGCAAGCCAUCUUUGGCGCUGGACGUAGAGGCUGGCUGGUAGAUUGCACUGCUGGGCCCAACCCGGACGCCGUAGACGAGGCGCUUGCGGAGCCAGAUGAGGAAGGCGGUGGGGCGGCUCAGCAAGCACAAGGGGAGCAAGAGACUAGAGGCAGGCCUUUGAGAUGGAAAAGUAGAGCGAAAGCCACUUCCUGGGAACCUGAGACGCCACCCACCUUAACGCGCAAAUCUACUCUUUCGCCCUCUCCUGCUAGAAGAGCAAGGCAGACGCCGCUCGUCAGUCGUUCCGGCUCGAUGCGAAGAGCCAACUCAAGAGGCGGGGAUGCGCAACGGAGCUUGACUUCUGUCGCAGUCUCAUCUGUGGCCCAGGCAUCGACAACUGUAGCUGCGGACCAGGUAGAUGAGACCACCCCUUCACUUUUUGACCAGGCUGGACCAGCGGUGGCUCGCGGGGUGGCGCCAAGCGACGUUGAGCCAGAGAUUGUCGAGCCCAGGAAUGAAGUUGUCAGAGGUCUGCCUCUUGAACAUCCACGAGCAAAAGUCCUGCAGCAAUUAGCGGCUGCCAAUGGCCACGUUCCCGGUAACAUUGGCUGGCACAGCCUCAAGUGCGAGAUCCUACUGGGUUAUGGCUUUUUGGGCCGGGAACAAGGCCGCUAUGCCUACAUUGCCUAUCAGGUCUAACGAAAAGUCUCCAAAUCGUGUAAACAGAUCUGCAUGCCAGCCACCUUUUGAAGCCUCGACAUUGAGUCAGGAGGCGCAUGGUGCGACCUACACGUGGGCAAGAGUCGCAUCUACAAGUACAUGAGCACCCCGGGUGGAUUCCUCGACCUGGCGUGCAUCACUAUUUUAACGAACGAUGCCAAGACAAAUUUGUUUGGUUGUACAUCAUCCUGGCAUUCACAUUGUUCAUAGUCACUUCGAUGGGAGCGAUACCUGCCUGCUGAGCACAUGGUUCAAGGACCAGCCCGAAACUCCGAAAGAGCUGGGGUGCCAUCCGAUUGCAGCGGG